Molecule: messenger RNA, 1743 nt
Organism: Rubroshorea leprosula
Lineage: Eukaryota; Viridiplantae; Streptophyta; Magnoliopsida; Malvales; Dipterocarpaceae
Source: the annotation of a GenBank genome assembly
GCUUACUUUUUGCUGAGCUAUUGUGAUUAUCCAAUCAGCUCAAACCUGUUGAAUCCUGUAUUAUAAAUACCCAUCUCCCCUCCAAUUCCCAUCAUCAUCAAAUUCAUUCUCUGCCAUUGUCUCUGUUUUCAAACUCCGUGUUUUGAUUUUCCGGUCAUUUUCCUUUCUGGGUCUUCUUUUUUUUUUUCAGUGUGAGCCAUGAAUGCCCUUGCUGCAACCAACCGCAAUUUCCGCCUCGCCUCUCGUUUACUUGGGUUGGACUCCAAGAUUGAGAAGAGUCUGCUGAUCCCAUUUAGGGAGAUCAAGGUGGAGUGCACGAUUCCCAAGGAUGAUGGAACGUUGGUGUCAUACGUUGGAUUUAGAGUUCAACAUGACAAUGCUCGUGGACCCAUGAAGGGAGGAAUCAGAUAUCAUCCUGAGGUUGACCCUGAUGAAGUGAAUGCUCUGGCUCAAUUAAUGACCUGGAAAACUGCUGUAGCAGACAUCCCUUAUGGUGGAGCAAAGGGUGGGAUUGGAUGCAACCCUAAAGACUUAAGUAAUAGUGAAUUGGAACGUCUAACUCGUGUAUUCACUCAAAAGAUCCAUGAUCUCAUUGGGACACAUACAGAUGUUCCUGCCCCUGACAUGGGUACUAAUGCACAGACAAUGGCUUGGAUUUUGGAUGAGUACUCAAAAUUUCACGGACACUCUCCAGCUGUUGUGACUGGGAAGCCCCUAGAUCUUGGUGGAUCGCUAGGUAGAGAGGCUGCAACUGGUCGUGGUGUUGUGUUUGCUACUGAAGCUUUACUUUCUGAAUAUGGGAAGUCAAUUAAUGCUUUGACUUUUGCUAUUCAGGGUUUUGGUAAUGUUGGGUCAUGGGCAGCAAAGCUCAUACAUAAUAGAGGUGGAAAGGUUAUUGCAGUCAGUGACAUCACUGGGGCAGUUAAGAACCCAAAUGGAAUUGACAUACCAGAGUUGCUAAAGCAUAAAGAAGCUACUGGAAGUCUUCUGAAUUUUGGUGGUGCAGAUGCCAUGGAUCCUAAUGAACUGCUUGUUCAUGAAUGUGAUGUUCUUAUCCCAUGUGCUUUGGGUGGAGUUCUGAACAGGGAAAAUGCUGCAGACGUGAAGGCCAAGUUCAUAAUAGAGGCAGCAAACCAUCCUACUGAUCCAGAAGCUGAUGAGAUUCUAUCUAAAAAAGGAGUGAUUAUACUCCCUGACAUAUAUGCAAAUGCUGGGGGAGUGACUGUCAGCUACUUCGAGUGGGUUCAGAACAUCCAAGGUUUCAUGUGGGAUGAAGAGAAGGUGAAUGCUGAACUUAAGAAGUACAUGACGCAAUCCUUUUAUAACAUCAAAAACAUGUGUCAAUCACAUAAUUGCAAUCUCCGGAUGGGUGCAUUUACGCUUGGGGUAAACCGGGUUGCUCGUGCCACCACCCUUAGGGGAUGGGAAGCAUAAGCAUAAGCAGCUUACUCAUUCCUUCUCUCGCUGUUUUAGUUCCAUAAACCUACGUUUCCAUUUAAAGCUGAAGUUAGCUCUGAAGCAAUUUUUACGUCCCCUUCAUAGUUAUAAUUUUUUUCAUGCAGAUUGUUUCUUAGUGUAUUUGUUGAGGGGUUUGUUUCAUUGUAGCGAUGGAAAACUUCUCCAGUUCUGAUUAGGGAAAAUAAACUCAUUGUUUCAUCAUUUUGGAUUUGAGGUUGAAGUCAUUGUAACACCUCAGCCUCUAUAAUAUAAUACUGCCAUUUUGAAUCAAACCAUUCAUUUUUG